Messenger RNA from Penicillium macrosclerotiorum, 3834 nucleotides. RefSeq names its product putative protein transport protein (SEC31) (gene sec31). Gene Ontology annotation, molecular function: structural molecule activity; protein binding. The record is from RefSeq and is a predicted model, not a curated record. The transcript is spliced from 7 exons. Gene Ontology annotation, cellular component: COPII vesicle coat; endoplasmic reticulum exit site. Gene Ontology annotation, biological process: intracellular protein transport; endoplasmic reticulum to Golgi vesicle-mediated transport; COPII-coated vesicle cargo loading. The coding region runs from base 1 to 3834 and encodes 1277 amino acids. Lineage: Eukaryota; Fungi; Ascomycota; Eurotiomycetes; Eurotiales; Aspergillaceae.
AUGGUCCGUCUGCGGGAAAUCCCAAGGACGGCCACCUUCGCCUGGUCUCCUGGGGCUGCAUCACCAUUGAUUGCUACAGGAACCCGGGCUGGUGCCGUCGACGUUGACUUUUCAAACAAGACAUGUCUUGAGCUUUGGGAUUUGAGCCUGGAUCGUCAAGAUGCUAGCGAAGAGCUCCAGCCGGUAGCUAAGAUCGAUACCGAUUCUGGUUUCAAUGAUUUGGCCUGGGCGGAUUACGAUGAUACAAAACGGGGCGUGAUCGCAGGUGGUUUGGAGAAUGGCUCCUUGGAUCUGUGGAGUGCCGAUAAGCUGCUUGCUGGAGCCAGUGAUCCGUUGAUUGCGAGAGCAUCAAAACACUCUGGCGCCAUCAAGGCCCUUCAAUUCAACCCCAAACACUCGAACCUCCUGGCCACCGGUGGCGCAAAGGGCGAGCUCUUCAUCUCCGACCUAAACAAUAUCGAUAGCCCGUUCCGAUUGGGUACAGCCGCGGCUCGUACCGAUGAUAUUGAAUGCUUGGACUGGAACAAGAAAGUCGCGCACAUUCUGGUAACCGGUAGCAGUGCCGGCUUCGUUACCGUGUGGGAUGUCAAGACCAAGAAGGAGAGCCUAACCCUCAACAACAUGGGUAGGAAAGCUGUUAGCGCUGUGGCAUGGGAUCCCGAGAAGCCCACCAAGCUGGUCACCGCUACUCCGCUCGAAUCAGAUCCCAUGAUCUAUGUUUGGGACCUGCGAAAUUCCCAUGCUCCUGAACGGACUCUGAAGGGCCACGAAUCCGGUGUUCUUUCACUCUCAUGGUGUGACCAGGAUCCGGACCUCCUGAUAUCGUCAGGCAAAGAUAACCGCAACAUUUGCUGGAACCCGCAAACCGGCCAGGCCUAUGGAGAGUUCCCCGUCGUCACUAAUUGGACCUUCCAAACUCGUUGGAACCCGCAUAACCCCAAUUUCUUCGCAACCGCUUCUUUCGAUGGCAAGAUCUCAAUCCAGACUCUCCAGAACACGAAGACCGACAAUGCCCAAGCCAUUGCCGACCACAACCAAGCUCUUGAUGGCGAAGACUUCUUCGCUAAAGCUCAGACCCAGCCCCAGGUUUCCAAGUUCUCUCUUCCUAAGCCCCCUCGAUGGAUGGAGCGGCCUAGUGGAGCCUCAUUUGGUUUCGGUGGCCGGGUUGUUUCCAUUGGCCUUACUGAGAAGGGGUCUCGCUCUUCCAAGAUCAAAAUCACACCAUUUGAGGUUGAUGAGAGUGUUGGCAAUGCCACCGAGAGCUUCGAAACUGCCCUGAAGGGCGGAGAUCUGCGGAGUCUUUGCGAGUCUCGCGCCGCUGGUGCUUCUACUGAAGAGGAAAAGGCUGAUUGGAAGGUUAUCCAAGCCUUGCUCUCUGAAAACCCCCGCAAAGGGCUGGUGGAGUAUUUGGGCUUCCAGGACCAGGCCGAUGAAGCCGCCGAUACCUUGGGUAAGCUUGAGUUGGAUAAGAAGAACGAUGAAGCGACCAACGGAGUGCCCGAGAAGCCGACAGCUAGUGCAAAGAAGCACAAACGUUUGCAAUCUAUGUUUGAUGCUACUCCCGAUAGUGAUAACUUCCUGUCGGAACUAGCUGCAUCUAAGGGUGCUCAAACCAACAACCCCUUCCAGAUCUUCAAUGGAUCGGAGACCGAGGGAGACCAAAUAAUCACUCGGGCUUUACUUCUUGGAGAGUUCGAGAAGGCUCUUGACGUUGCUCUGCAGGAGGACCGCAUGUCUGAUGCUUUCAUGAUUGCCAUCUGUGGAGGCCAAAAGUGCAUCGAGAAGGCUCAAGAGUACUACUUCUCGAAGCAGGCCGGUGGUCCCAACUAUAUGCGCCUGCUUGCUUCCAUCGUUGGCAAGAACCUUUGGGAUGUGGUACACAAUGCGGACCUUUCCAACUGGAAAGAGGUGAUGGCUGCACUGUGUACGUUCGCUGACGAGAAGGAAUUCCCUGAUCUCUGCGAUGCUCUUGGCGAUCGCCUCGAGGAGCAGGUGAAGACCACCGAUGACAAGACUGCUCGCAAGGAUGCCUCCUUCUGCUUCCUGGCUGGUUCCAAGCUCGAGAAGGUGGUGGCGAUUUGGGUUGAAGAGCUCCGUGAGAACGAACAGCGUGGUGUUGAGACCGAUGCUGAUAAUUCUACCUUUUCAAUCCACGUCCGUGCUUUGCAAGGUCUGAUUGAGAAGGUGACUAUCUUCCGCCAAGUCACCAAGUUCCAAGACACGGAAAAGAACAAAGACUCAGACUGGCGCCUCGAAACCUUGUACGAGAAGUAUAUCGAGUAUGCUGACGUUGUUGCUACUCAUGGCCGCCUCCAGGUUGCCCAGAAGUACCUUGACCUUGUUCCCGAGAAACAUCCGGAGGCCGAGGUGGCUCGCAACCGCAUUAAGCUUGCCAUGAGACAGGCUCCGCAGAAGGCUCAAGCUGCCCCAACUGCGAAGGCUAGCUUCAAGCCUCUUCCCCAGCAGCCCAGCAUCUACCAGCCACAACAGAGUUUCUCUCCACCGGCUCCGAAUGUUGGCGCCCAGAACCCAUAUGCGCCUCCAGCUCCUGCAGUUACCGCUCCUCAGCCGCCAGUGAACCCGUAUAGUCCCGUGUCUACUCCUGCGGCUCAGCCCCCGAACCCCUAUGCGUCCAUUGGAGGCGGUGGCGCCAGCUACACGCCAGCGGGAUACCAGCCUACCCAGGGCAUGAGGGCCCCGGCAUACGCUCCUCCGUCUGCGUUUGGAGCGCAAACCGCACCCACUGGUGUUGUUCCUCCCCCACCUCGGGCAUCUAACCAGUCGCCAGGUAAUACCAUUACCACUUACACCACUGCCACUGGUCUCCCCGCUUGGAACGACCUGCCCGAAGGCUUCACCAAGGCUCCUACCUCGCGCCGUGGUACUCCAGCCGCGCCGGCAGCUAUCAGCUCUCCGUUCCCCAACCAAUCCCCUCCUCUUGCUCAGGGCGCGCCGCCCCAGGGACCAGCGCCUACUGGUCCCCAGCGGACGCCAUCUGUUCCUCCUCCACCAAAGGGAGGAGCUCCCCCUCCCCGGGUGAUGUCGCCUCCGACAUCAGGUAUUGCUCCUGGCCCACCUCCGCCUGCCCCUGUCAAUCCAUAUGCUUCCCUGCCCCAGUCUCCGCCGACAUCAACCAUGGCCCCUCCAGCAUCAAUUCCCCGGGGGCCAUCACCGUAUAACCCCCCGCCGAGCAUGCCGCCGCCAACGAGCCGAUAUGCACCAAGCCCGGCUCAGGCCCCGAGCCCGCAAUUGCAGACUCGUGCGCCGGUGCCCCCUCCACCCCAAGGUGCGCCGUCGCCAUAUGCUCCCCAACCUGGCGUACAGCCCCCUGCGGCAAGCCCAUAUGCACCUGGUGCUUCUGCGGUCGUCCCGCCUCCCCCAAUGGCUGGAGUUCCCCCUCCGCCUAUGGGCUCUGCACCGCCUAUGGGAUCUCGGCCCCCAACGGCUCCGUCUCAAAAGGCUACUCCUCCCCCUUCAACCCCCAAGUACCCCCCCGGGGACCGAUCUCACAUUCCUCCCAACGCUUUGCCUAUCUAUGAGAUUCUCUCGGCUGAUAUGGCACGCGUCAAAGCUCGCGCCCCAUCAUCUUUCAAGGCUCAGGUCGACGAUGCUGAGCGCCGCUUGUCCAUCCUCUUCGAUCACCUGAACAAUGAGGACCUGCUUAAACCGAACACGGUCGCGGACAUGGCCACUUUGGCCCAGGCUAUCCAGGCUCGGGACUAUGAGACUGCCCGCACCGUUCACGUCGACAUCAUGACUAACCGGACCGAUGAGUGUGGCAACUGGAUGGUUGGUGUCAAGCGCCUUAUUGGCAUGAGCAAGGCUACGCCAUGA